UUAAUUGAUAGUUUUUAAGAAUGCUGCUUCCAACCAUUGAAGUGUAACAUUAAGGUAUCAUGCAAUAAGAAGCAAUUGAAAUUGAUGACGAAGAAUUACAAUAACGAAGAUUACAGAUAGCAACUGCACAUAUAUAGGUGUAAAACAGCCAUGAGGUCAUUUGCAGACAGAAUUCAGAAAUAUGGAAGGGGUGUAGGGCAGUAAUUGAAUGUAGUUCAGAUACAGAUAACAUUAACUAUGUGAUAAUUAUAAAAGUUUUGGUGUGUUAACGUAAGAUUCGAGUCAGUUUAAAAAAAGAUUUAGAGCAAUGAGGGGAUAAUUAUCUACAAUUAGAAAUUGAAGGGUCACAUAAUAAUUAAACAAGAUUUGAAAAGUUGACAUAGCAAGUCAUUGGUGAUGGAUAAGUACCCGUAUAUCAGCUGAAGUUAUUUGGAUAUUUGUUGAUUACUGUUGCUCAGGGUAAGUUUAUGAAUGGUUCUUUUACCUUUGACGGAUGGUUCAAAGUGCCACUAUUGCGAUAUUUGCGCUAAUAUAUUAAGUAUUUUUUAUCAUGUAACCCAUGUUGAAUUUUGUCCUGUUUGACUCAACAUUUUUAGGUUUUGUUAUAACAUUAUUUGAAAACUGAAGUCAACCAUCUUCAUUGACAGUCAGUCUAUUUUCAAUAUGCAUAUCUUAUGUAGAAAAUCCUGUUAACUAGUGAAUAUUAUUUAUAUUGUAUUGUUUUUUUAAUUUGUGCUUACAGAAUAACGAAACAUCAGAGCUGGAAAAUAAACCUGAAAACAAGAAUAUGUGUAAACGUGGUUGUGGCUUCUAUGGAAGUGUUCGGUUUAAAGAUAUGUGUUCCAAAUGUUAUCAGGAGCAUAUUAAAUGUGAUUCUACCUUGGAGCAAGCUACACUUGUUCAUUCCACUUCAAUUGAUAGACCGGAUAAUCGAAAGUCACAGCUCUUAGAUUGCUGUGAACACUCUCCCAAAGAUUCCACUUCAAAUCAAUCAGAUCCUACUACAUCUUCCCAAUUAUCUCGUACACUUAAACGAAAGGCAAAUCCCUCAGACUCUGCAGAAACUUCCAAAGCCGACUUGUCAGCUUCCCGUCCCGUUCUUGGCGUCAAUCGUUGCACUUGGUGUCGCAAGCGUGUUGGAUUGACAGGUUUCGCUUGCCGCUGCGAUGGACUGUUCUGCUCAUUACAUCGAUAUUCCGAUCAACACGAGUGUGCUUAUGAUUAUCAAGCAAAUGGUCGUCUUGAACUAGCUCGCGCCAAUCCAGAAGUGCGUUGUCCUAAAAUUCGAAAACUGUAA
Molecule: messenger RNA, 1297 nt
Organism: Schistosoma rodhaini
Lineage: Eukaryota; Metazoa; Platyhelminthes; Trematoda; Strigeidida; Schistosomatidae
Source: the annotation of a GenBank genome assembly